Messenger RNA from Caenorhabditis briggsae, 4770 nucleotides. RefSeq names its product Protein CBR-SUR-2 (gene Cbr-sur-2). The record is from RefSeq and is a predicted model, not a curated record. Lineage: Eukaryota; Metazoa; Nematoda; Chromadorea; Rhabditida; Rhabditidae. Bases 1 to 4770 code for a protein of 1589 amino acids. The transcript is spliced from 14 exons. Gene Ontology annotation, cellular component: mediator complex; transcription regulator complex. Gene Ontology annotation, biological process: positive regulation of gene expression; regulation of transcription by RNA polymerase II.
AUGACUGAAAAAGACAAAGCCCCCAAUCCAGAAGACGUCAUAGAGAUGGAUGACAGCUUUUCGCCGCAAUUCGUUCAAGAAGUGAAUCGAGUGAAGUCCCAGAUCAAAAGUCUCAUUGAGAACAACACCACCCUUCGAUUUUUCAAACCCCUAACUUCGAAUCUAGGAGAUGUUACAGCGAUUUUGAGGAUUUCCUUUAAUAAUAUGAUGUCCAAAAUGGAGGAAAAAGAGAAGCAAUCUCUAGUGAAAGAAUUGAUCAAACUUGUGCAUCAUGUGGCUGAAAAGAAUACACAGGAUAAAGUUUUCAUUGCCGCAAGUUACGAGAGAGUGGUAGACGAGCUUCUUCGAUAUGCCAAUCAAAAAGAGGUGAUCUCAACGACUCUAUGUGUAGAAGGACUCAUUAUGACAUCGGAUUUUCGAAUGUGUAGUAGGAUAGAUCAGGAGAAAUGGAAGUUCAUAAAAGAAUGCAUUCCCAAAAUUGACUACAAAGGAAUCAGAACUAUCAUCCGAUAUAUUUUGGAAUCACAACUCAGACGACUUCCUUAUCAGUUGUCACCAGAGAAAGUGAAUGAAUUGCGACGUGUGGAAGACGUUUUGCUGAAAAUUGUGGAUCGAGAUUUGAAUUUGAUGCCUCCAUUGAUAACGUUAUCAGAAGUUAUGAGAGGGACACCGAAGCAAGCACAUAUGUUUCCGCGCCUCACCGAGAAGCUCGCCAACCUCUCCUCUCACUUCCGUCCAAUCGCCGACCUAACCCACGUAUGCGGCCGCCCAUUCAUCUACCCAAUCCCCUUCCAUCCAGCCUUCCAUCCUCCAACAUCAUAUUGGGAAGAUUUCGGAAUGAAUGCACAGAGCCCAUAUACCCAGUCCCAUCAUAUGCUACCGUAUAGACCUCAGCAUAAGGCGGCCAGUUGUCUCUACACAUUUUAUAUGAUCCUAAGACAGCCAUUGGGAAAGGAUUCGUUAAACCCAACAAAUCGAAAUAAAACCAAAUCGCAUUGGGAGCCCUUGCUGUCCGUGAUGAUUGUCGAAGCCAUGGCAGAGACCGAAGCACUUCCAGAAGGCAAACAGAUUCCACGUUAUCAAUGGGACAACAUCACGAAUCUUGUCAUGUAUGGAAUGUCUCAUCUUUUGGUUAAUCCCAAAAACUUCUUCCACUAUCUCAAAGGUCUUAUCAAUCAGUGCAAAUACACCCGUGCUCGAGAUGAAGUCAUGUGGAUCGUAUUCCAAGUCGUCAGCUCUCUACACAAAAUGAUCAAAAUCGAAGAUGCUGUUCAAGAGAUUGUCGAUCUCUACAAUGAGCUAUUCGAUGGAGAGUUCAGUUGGCACGGCGCCUCAGAUCAUCCAGCACGAAUGGCCAGAUUCCUGGCAGCCGCCAGUACAUGGAUGUUGUUGGAAAAAAACAAAGCCCACAAACAAAACACCGACACAAUCAAAUCGCACAUCAAAGUGAUCCACGAGGCGGCGCUGAAUUUCGAUCCGAAGAAUAUGGGAAUGUUGGCAGUGCUAGCGAAUGCCUUCAAAAGCGACACUCGUAUUGGAGCUCAAAUCGUACCGGCCAUGUCGGAAGCACUGAACACACCACCAGAUCCAUCCCAACCCACAUUCGAUCUAUCGUACCAAAGAAAAGCAGUGAAUCAGUUUGAUGCGUUUCCUAAGGAAUUCCUAGAUGCACUGACUUCUCGAGCUAAGCGAUCGCUGCUGGGACAGAUAUUGAGUGUUUUCCGUAGUUUUGGAACUGAUAAGCUUCCAAGUCCCGCUGCAUUUGAGACAUUGGCAAGGAUAUGUCAAUCGGAAGAUUAUGAGAUGGCUGUCAAGGAUUUGGAGAGUCUAGCUAGUCGAUCGUUGCACAUUUCUACUCAGGAAAGAGCAGCGGAUAUUGCAACGAACAAUCAAGCCAAGGAUCAAUGUCACUUCCUUUUCGAUUUCCUCGCCUACCGUCUACCCCACGUGCAUUCCUAUGGAAAGUACACCUCAACCACUGGAUCUCUCCUCCUUUAUUUCACAGCAUCUGUUGCUCCAAACACACCUCAAAACCAUCAAGUCUAUCGUCUUCUGGAGCAAGCACUUCUUCGUAGAAUGUACUGGAGAACGUUCCAUGAAUCAGUCAUCAAUCACUCUCAACUAUUCGGUUCUAGCUAUAAGGAGAACUCGAAUAAUGUGAUGCUACGUCAUCUGAAGAAUCCCAAGACGUUCUCGACACCAGUUGAUCAGUGGCAAUUUCCAUUGAAUCCUGAGAUCUUCAAAAUGACGAUUUAUGCAUUUAUGAGAGCUUUGAAGAUUACUGGACAGGAAAUCCCAUUGGAUGGAACUAUGCACCCAAUCCACGUGGCUGGCUACGGAUGGCCUGAAAAGUCUACAACGUUCUUCCCAAAAUGGGCUUUAGAAGAGAUAAAGAAGACAGAUGUCAAAAAAUUGGCCCCAAAUUAUGCAGAGAUUCUUUCGACGACUGAUGAGGCAUUCCGGAUGAAUACAUUGCUCACUGGAGGUCAAUAUGUGAUUAGAUAUGCUGAUGAUCCUAAUCCCAUCACUUAUCACUGUAUGCUGGCGGUCAUUUUCAAGCAGUUAUGUUCGAAACCUGAGCAGGAUUUGACUUCCGAAUAUUAUCAGGUAAUGGAGAAAAAGUCGCCAAAGGACAUUGUUGUAAUGGGCAACUAUCUGGUGGAUUUCAUAAUAGCUGAUGUGAAGAAUAAUCAAGAUUGUAAUGAACAAACUUUCAAGACGAUCGCCAAAACCGCCGCAUUGAUGUGCUUCCAUUUCAACAUUCACCGAGCCGACCGUUUUCUUCUCUCACUUAUAAUGCAUCCAUCAACAGACGAGGACGCUCAGAUUUGCAUUCAAAUCGCCAACGAGUUCCUGUUGACUCCAAAAUUCCAAGAACGCAUCAAAUGGUUUUAUGAGAAUGACGUGCCAAGAAAAGAAAAAGAUCCCUAUGAGUACAUUAAAGCGAUUGUUAAGUACCAUGACGCUUUCCCGGAGUUUGAAGCUUGCCAAUUGGUUCCAAAAAAUGAUGACACUGGUACAAAUGUUCAUAUGCCAACUUAUUACGGUUGUCUUAUCGAACGCCUCCUCCCGAUUCUGGAUCAAUACGUCUACGUGGCUUUGGAGCAACAAGGAUACAAGAUGAGCAAUGCUCUUCUCCAAUUAGUCUCAAUGUUCUAUAGAUACCAUCCGAUGCCUAUCCAUUUCAUGUAUUCUGUGUUAUUCGUGUCCCAUGGAAAAAUGGCUGGGCCUGAUGCCAAGUCAUUCGUUUCUGCAUUCGCAUCUCAAAUCGAAGAGUGUCAUUUGACAGAGGAAUUUGAGAAGUAUAACCAUCAAAAGUCGUCGUGUGAAGAGUUGAUAAUGGAGUUGUUGGAUCGGAUGGCUGCUAGUUUGGAUUUCGUUUUGACUCCGCCCACUUUUGUAGCGAAGGAUUGGAGGACAGCUGAGAUGAGUCCUGGAGCACAGGCGUUGUAUCUAGCUUGUAUUGAGCUGAUGGCCAGUCCCCAUUCCCCAGAGAAACUAGUCAACGCCAUGAUCAACGUAAUGCAAAUGCGUCCACACCUUCGACCAUUCAACGUCUUCAACCUCAUUGCUCUUCUGUUGACUGCACUUCCAUCUACCUAUGCUGAUGCUCUUCACGAGGAAUUUAUUGGAGUUUUCAAGAAUGGAGAAACCGCGAAUCUCAAGUUUGAGGAGAUCGUUUUCGAUAACUAUGAUUCCUCAUUGCUGCUACAUUUACCGAAUCGAGCGAGAUCGAUCAAUAUGAUUGCUCAGAUCUAUUGGACGCAGUGCAAUAUGGCUCUUCUCAACCCAUUCGCUAAUGAUCAAGUUCCGAAACUUCUGGAACACGUCAAAACCGAAAAGGAUCUCUGGUACACCCUUCGUCUCGUAAUGCCCAUCAUCCGUCGUUUUUGGGAUUCCUGGGACUUCGCAAAAACCAUGAGGGCCCUCCGAGAGAGAUUCGGUCCUCUUGUUAUCAUGAAGCUAAUCAUUGAAAAGCUAGGAUCCAUGGCUGAAUCUGGAGUGGAGAUAGUUCAUGAAGCACCGUUCUGUGAUCUAUUCUACAAUUGCAAAUACGUUUUCGUUGGCGAUUUCUUAAGGGAAACUGCGAUCACGGAAUUCGCGAAACUUCCAGAAGCAAUGAGGGAACGGUUGAAGUAUUACGUGUCACAGAAUGAACCAGCACCUCCAGAAACACCGGAGAGGGAGAAGACGCCGGAGAGGAAAGAUCAGCAGAAGGAGCAACAGGAACAACAACAUCAGCAACACCAUCAGAAUCCCCAACUUCACCACGAAGCUCAACAUCAUCCCCACCAUCCUCACCAGCAGCCAUCCAUGCCACCACCUCAACUAAUCCCCCAACAUCAUCUACAACAUCAUCAACAGCAACUUCAUCACCAACAACAACAACAACAGCAUCUAUCCCAAAUGAUGCCCCCACCUCAACAACCUCUUCAACACCUCCCCCAUCAUCAAAUGGAUAUGGCUCCGCCCACACCUGCUCCGAUGCACCAUCAGCAGCAUCAGAUGGCAAUGCAUCAGCAAAUGUAUCCGGGUCAAAUGUUCCACCAUCCCCAAGGUGGUCAUAUGGGUUACGGUAUGCAGCAUCACAUGCAACAACCGCAUCCACAUCAUCCGCAGAUGCAAGGGCAGAUGCCGUCACAAAUGCAGCAUAUGGUAAGGAUGCACAACAUGACGCCCCAGCAGCAACAACAGUACGCCUACAUGAUGCAACAACAGCAACACCACUAUAUGCAACAGCAACAACACCAACAACAUCAUCAUAUGUAA